Penaeus vannamei (Pacific white shrimp) is the source of this 2938-nucleotide messenger RNA. RefSeq names its product solute carrier family 40 member 1. Gene Ontology annotation, molecular function: iron ion transmembrane transporter activity. The record is from RefSeq and is a predicted model, not a curated record. Gene Ontology annotation, biological process: iron ion transmembrane transport. Gene Ontology annotation, cellular component: membrane. Lineage: Eukaryota; Metazoa; Arthropoda; Malacostraca; Decapoda; Penaeidae.
AAAUAUCAAGUGUUCUCCUGCCUUACCAAGAAGGACUUUUAAGAUCUCCCAGAAAUGGGAAAGCGGAUUCAUCUUGGCAUGAUUUCCAUUUGUGUGUAUGGGUCAUUAGUUAGUCAACCAUAACUACUGGAUAAAGUUUCAUUUUCAGAUAGGUAAAUAGACAGAAACACCUUUAGUAUAAACAACACAAAGUAACCGUCCGGCAUAUCUCAGUAUAAUAGUUGAGUGUCCCCUAUGUAUAGCACCAUUUUCUGUGUUCUGGACAAGUAGGAGCCUGGGAACGUUUCUGCCUUCUCAGCUGAUCUUAGAGUAGUGUUGUUUGUGAGUGCGUGCCUUCCGGAUGCCCAGGGAAACAGCUGUAUUGGGAUUAUGAAACUGACAAGGUCAUAUAAGUAUCUCUCAAGAUGACAGUUACAUCCAUGGAAGUUUCAUCGCCUAAUAAUGUUGAUAAAUUAGCAUCUGAUGAAUAUCCAAAGGAGACUUACAAGAAGCUUGAUGAUCCUGGAAGAGCAGAAACAAACAUGGAUAAUUCAGAAAGUAAUGGAGCAAUAGGGGAAGAAGCAAAACCUCAUACAGAUGACAAUGAAGAGAGCAAUACAAGAAAGAAAACCUGUUGCAGCAUGUUAAGGACGGCACAAUUCCAAGUAUAUGCUUCACACUUCCUUUCUUCUUGGGGUGACCGCAUGUGGAUGUUUGCUGGUGGUCUCUUUCUACUUGAAGUCACACCAGGAUCCCUUCGCUUGGCAGCAGUUUAUGGAGCUGCACUUGCUGUAACUGUCAUUCUAUGUGGAGCUCCUAUUGGUCGAUGGGUUGACAGUAACUCAAGACUCAGAACGGCCCAAAUAAGUCUAAGUGUCCAGAAUCUUAUGGUUUGCGUCUGUGCAGCUCUCCUAGUAGUUAUUACAACGCAGCGGCAGUAUUUCACUGCUUGGGAUGGAUGGUCUCUGAUCCUAGCAGAGGCAGGAGUGAUCCUUUCAGCAUGUCUAGCACAGAUUGGAACUUUAGGAUGUAAACUAGCCAUAGAGAAGGACUGGAUCAUAGUGAUAUGCGGAAAAGAUAAAACAACAUUAGCCAGAAUGAACAGUGUUUUAAGAACAGUGGACCUCAGCACUGAAGUGUUAGCCCCUGUCAUUGUUGGUACUGUGAUGACUGCUUUUGGGUUGGCUGCUGGAGGCAUAGUAAUUGCUGCGUGGAAUGUUGGCUCACUGCUGGUAGAAUAUGGGCUCUUGCAUCAUCUCUACUACUCAUCACCUGAUUUGCAGAAGUCAAAGAAUGUUACUGUAAAUGAGAGUGAUAAAGACGAAGAAAAAGAAGGAGAAGCAAAUGAUAAGGAAAAUCAAGAAAGGAAGAGAAAGAAAAGGCACGUGAUUAUACAACGUAUCAUUUCGGCAUGGGGAGCAUGGAAGGCAUACAUGAGCCAUCCAGUCAGAGAUGCUGGGCUUGGUCUUGCAUUCCUGUUUAUGACAGUGCUUGCAUUUGACAAUUACUCUAGAGCCUUUGUGUAUGAGUCUGGUGUAACAGAGACAGUUCUUGGUAUUCUAACGGCCGUAGCAUCCUUGUCUGGGAUUUUUGGAUCCUUAGCCUUUCCUGUUCUCAGAAAGAGGGUUGGUAUAUCUAAGACUGGCUUAGUUGGCUUUGGUUUUGAAACAGUCUGCUUGUCUUUGUGUGUGGCAUCGGUAUUUGCACCUGGCAGUCCAUUCGAUCCCUCAGCUCUUUUACCUAACAGCAGAAUGAGUGAGAGCAAUAAUUCAACAGAAGCUCCAUCAUACUUAACAUACAAUAUAAGCACACUGUCAGGUGGAACAAACGUCUCUUUGGCAGAGGAAAAUGAGACUAUGACUCUUGAUGUGCCUUUGAAUCAAAGCUCAAACCCUGAAGCUGGAGAAGAAAUAGUGUACACAUCAGUUAUUCUCCUUCUUACUGGAAUCAUAACAUCAAGAUUUGGUUUGUGGCUAGCAGAUUUGACAGUGACACAGAUCCUGCAAGAGGGUGUGGAAGAAGGCCAGAGAGGAGCUAUCAAUGGUGUUCAGUCAUCACUUAACCAGUCCCUUGACUUACUACGUUCAAUCCUUAUCAUUAUUUUACCAACACGAUCUACUUUUGGAUUCCUCAUCAUCCUUUCAUUUAUAUUUGUAGCAACAGCGUGGAUACUGUUUUCAAUAUAUGCUCGAAGAAACCCUACACCUGUAACCACACCAGAGGGAGAGCAGCUCAAGCCAGUGGCUGUGUAAUUUGUAUAUAUAAACUAUCAAAUUAAUUUCCUUCAAAACACUGGUUUUAACUGAAGUCAACUUCAGAUUUGGUUUAUCUUAAUUCAGCUUGAGAUUUUUUUUUUCAUAAUGUACUUUAAAUUCCUAGUUUAAACUGAUUUUACUCAAAAGCCACAUUAUAAAUCAAGUUGCUGGUAACCAGAGACUUAUUUCAACAGAGAUAUAUGUUUUAACCUAACCAUAAGUUCUGCUUCGGUUUCAUGACUGCAGAUUGUAUAUGACCUUCUCUGAUUUCCUGACAGGAUAUAUUAUUUUUUAAUAAACUAUUUUUAUGACUUAAGUGUUAAGAGAAAAGAGAAGUGGAUUGUAUUCUAAGAAAAUAAAAAAUUGUAAUACUGCUCUUUUGCCAAGAGAUCAUGUGUUGGGUAAAAUAUUAUUGUUUGUUGUAAUUUCUUUGACAAAUAUUUUCUUGAAAUACUAGAUAAUUUUGAAGGAUUUUGUAUAAUUGUCAGUUAUAAACCAUAAGAGGAUUUUUAAUUACAUAUAUCGUAGCAUUAGACUAUAUAAUGAUAUCGCAAAAUUCAAGAUUAUAAAGUAGAUACACAUGUAAGUUGAUCUAAAAGAUGUACUCUUCUAUUUUUUUAGUAUUUUGUUUGUAGAAAAAAAUGAAGAUUCAGUAAGCAUGUACUUUUUAUUACGUGAAAUAAGCAAUAAAAAGAAUUCGGCAA